Messenger RNA from Peromyscus eremicus (cactus mouse), 777 nucleotides. It is a transcript of the gene Rpp14, whose product is annotated as ribonuclease P/MRP subunit p14. The coding region runs from base 285 to 668 and encodes 127 amino acids. The transcript is spliced from 6 exons. Gene Ontology annotation, biological process: tRNA 5'-leader removal. Gene Ontology annotation, cellular component: ribonuclease P complex. The record is from RefSeq and is a predicted model, not a curated record. NCBI's taxonomy places the organism in Eukaryota, Metazoa, Chordata, Mammalia, Rodentia, Cricetidae.
ACCGACGCCGCGCAGUGACGACACAUCCGCUUGCGCGUUCGCGUCUGGAGGGCGGAGCGGAACGGAGUCAAAUGUAAAUACACCAGUUUUGCAGUCCCAAACCCGGGCUGCCGACUCCGACCCGUUGCGAAUUCUAGCAGCGCUCAGGCUACAGGAACGCGGCUGUUCCAGUGAGGGGCUUCGUCCUGCGCCGGGGCCGCUUAACCGCAGGUGCAAGUGCGCAUGCGCGAAGCGGGCGCAGGGUGGAAGUGCGGCUGGCCGGAGGAGCCUUGCUGUUGCCAGGUAUGCCAUGUUUGAAGAUGCCAGCUACUGCAUAUGAAAGAGUGGUUUACAGGAGCCCCUCAGAGUACCACUACAUGAAAGUCUGCUUAGAGUUUCAAGAACAUGGAGUUGGACUGAAUGCAGCCCAAUUCAAACAGCUGCUUGUUUCGGCCCUGAAGGACCUGUUUGGGGAGAUUGGUGCUGCUUUGCCUGUGGACAUCCUAACCUAUGAAGAGAAGACCUUGUCAGCCAUCUUGAGAGUAUCCAGCAGUGGUCUGGCUAAAUUGUGGAGCUCUUUGACCUUGUUUGGAGCCUAUAAAAACAAGAAGUGUGCUUUCAGAGUGAUUCAGGUGUCUCCCUUUCUCCUUGCAUUAUCUGGUAAUAGCAGGGAACAAGUAUUGGACUGAAUACUCUUACAGUUCCAGAACCCUCCACUCUCAACAGUAUCUUUUGGUGUCUACAUAGAUUGAGAAAAGAAGCAGGCUAAAGCACUGUUGAUGACAUUUGGAGAUACUG